This is a messenger RNA of Capronia coronata CBS 617.96, 2472 nucleotides long. RefSeq lists its product as uncharacterized. The transcript has a single exon. NCBI's taxonomy places the organism in Eukaryota, Fungi, Ascomycota, Eurotiomycetes, Chaetothyriales, Herpotrichiellaceae. The record is from RefSeq and is a predicted model, not a curated record. The coding region runs from base 1 to 2472 and encodes 823 amino acids.
AUGGCGCGCACCCGAAGCAGACGGGAACAAGAAGAAAGACCUCGGAGGAUAUCCAAACAGAGAGUUGCAAGUCAACCUGGAAACCCUUCCCAAUCGCAAGCAACGCCCCUCGGGGGACCUGCAUCUGACUCAUGGGAAAAGAGGAGGGACUCGGCGGUUGAAGCAGGUGGUUUUCAUGGUCCCGGGGUUUAUGCCAAUCCUCCUGUGUCCCAGUCAAGCAUUGGGCCCGAAGACUUCACGGCCCUUCCGCAAGCUCCUACCCUAUUGGCAAAGCGUAAAGGCUACGACCCGACACUUCAACGCAGGAAGUCAAGUAAGAGAAAAGCAGAGGACUAUGCUCGAGAAAGGGAGAUCCGUGCCAUGAGUUCUCCAGUUCCCAGCUUGAAACGGCCCGUCACAUAUUCUGGUUCCGGUCCACUGCGUCGCGAUACUAAGCAUGUUCCUGGCGAUCUCAACCGGCGACUUCAGCGACCAACUUCCGAGGUGUCGUUGCCUCUACCCGAGACCAUCCAGGACUCCGACCACAUGACGAACCAGGCUUCAUUCAAGAUUGGCAUCCUGGCAGCCCUGAGCCCAAGACCUACGCUUACAUAUGUCGCCAAUCCUCGGAACUCGGUGGGGAAGCAGCCCGCCCGGAUAAAGCCAUCUAUCCAACAAGCUAUAGAGGAAGAGGAUGUGUCUUCGAAGAAGAGGAUUGACGAGUUGGCGGACGAACUGGAUGCUGGGGGGCUGAGAGAGCUGAUGGAGCGAGACAGACGACGGCAUGAAAGGAAAAGAGCAGUGGACAAAGAUCGGUUACAUAGGAAGCUUCAACGCAAGGCUGAAAGGCAGCGAGAAGAAGACAUCCGCGCACUCCAAAGGGUUGAAUCACCUGCGGGUCCUGCAGGCCUUGGGUUGGAGGGUGUCGACCGACGGGGACGACGCCGCACCCCGAGCCCGAGCCGCACGGGCGGCGAUCCUUUCGCCGAUCCCGAGGGCUCCCAAGCUGGGCCAGUCCAACGCAUUCGGAACCCAUUUGAAGACGAGAAGGAUCUUGACAUCAUGCGCGAGUCUCUUGCAUUCGAAGAAGAUGAAGGUCCGCCGGUGCCGGUGAGAUCUCCUCUGCGAACGGUAUCUCCCAUUGAGGCCCACAACGAGCAGAAGCCGCUACAGGCAGCAACAAUAUCGCCACCCACAUCCCCUAUACAACGACCAGCAGAUCGCCAGAGCCUUUCGCAGACAUCGGGUCUUGCUCGUGAGAUUACGCCAGACAUCCCUGGACAGGGCCAACUGGACCGGCGUGCUUCUGACCAAAGCAGUCAACAGCUCAGUUCCUGGACGAGUUUUUUCAAACGCGGUGGUCGACGGAAAGCCAGUACCACCGACCGUGGCAGAAGUACGCCGUCUGAGUUCUCCAACACUUCUCGAGAGUCGUUCGCACGAAAGCAACAACCACCGCCUGUUGUUCCUCGCACGUUCCGGAGAUCUGAUGCCUCCGCCGUUCCUCAGAGGACAAUGUCGAAAUUCCGUGAAGAUUUGCCCGACUUCCCUAUAUCCCCGCCGGAUUCUCGCGUCCAGUCGCCCGAAGCCGUGAACGCUCCCCAAGCCGGCUCGGGGCAGCAGGCGGUGAAAGAGCCUCGGCAGUCGUUGUCCGGGACGUUGGAUGCAAGGAGUUUGGCCACGAGCUCUAGCAACCCUGCCCUAGACAGAGGUCCCACUGACACUCGGCACGCACCUGGAAUGGAGGCUGAUAUCGGCAGUGGUGCGCUGGCAGGGGUGGCGCUGUCGCGGUCCCUCGCGUCGGUCGAUUCGGAGGGGUCAUGGCUCUCGGGAAAACCGGUCAAGAGGUUGUCUGGGGGGACGAGCCAUCCGACCAGGCACAGCCAAUCAUCGCUCCUGCCACAGACCAUGCCCGGGGCAUUUGAGACGGAGGAAGCUGGGCUUGCGGAUGAUGACUAUCUGAACCGCCUGACGCCGGGCCCCAGCCGACGACGCGACUCGGACAACUCUUUAGGUCGCAAAGCAAGCAGCACUGUAAUUGAUCUUGAGAGGGAAAGACAGAGUCCUGUGCCUGACGUGCCCCCUGUUCCGUCGGGGCAAAGAGACGAUGAGACAUGGCACGAGGGGCUUGGACGACAGGCCACCGUGGUCCGCCAGCCGAACCGAGCGAAGUCAACAGAAGGCCUCUUGAGGGAGUUUGGGAAAGAGACACCCGAAGGGUCUCGAAGAUCCAGCUCGGAUGAAGAGUUAGAGGAAGGCGAAGGAGCUUCGCCCGCAGGCCACGCGCACAAAACGGAAUUGCAAGAUACACCACUUCUACGGGCGCAAAGUGUCGAGUAUAAAGGACACGUGAGGCAUAUCAGUGCGGGAAGUGCAAGACUCCUGGAUAUCCGACGGGCCUCGGGACAGUCAGAUGCUGUCCCCCGAAGUCCGAGCCUUGUUCAAGGGGCGGUACCUGUCCAACCGGAACGGUCACUGCCUGCUAAAGAAUGA